CCCGCAUCCAUUUUAUUCUUUGGUGCCAUUUCGCUGUACUACACGUAUGUAUAUCAUACAGUGAUUACUAUGUAGGUAUACUACAUAUGUACUACUAGGUAUUGUAUCCAUGGAUGUACCCGAUAAUUACUGCCUAAUUAGCACCUCUGAUACUACAUACAUAGCACCAUAAAACACCUAACCGGUACCUACAUUAAUAUUAAUCCAUUAUUGUCCUUGACACAUCAUCGACGCGUUAAAUUCAGACAUUGAGACGUUGAACGAGGGUGUUUAACUCUCUUCCCUUCCCUUACCUACCUACCCAGUACCUAAUACUUAGUAUACUCAGAAAGAACGUUGAAAAAAGGAAGAAAGAAGAAGAAGAAGAAUAAUAAUAAUACAACAUUCACUCAAAAUGGUAACAACACGCUCAGCAAGCAAAGCCGCCUCGCCCGCCCCGCGAUUCGCCCCCAAAUCCUCUUCUCCCUCCUCUAGCAACAAACGCAACUCAUCAUCCUCCCGUUCCCGCCUCUGGGCCCACGCACCCUCCCGCCUGACCCUCUUCUGGCUCGCCGUGUCCCUGCCUCUCGUGGCGUGGGACUCGGGGUACGUGCUGCUGCGUCCCCUGACGAUGGAAGGGGGGUCGCUGCACUGGCCGCUGUACACGCCCUACAAGCUGUACGGCGAGGUGGACCACGUGUACGGCUGGAAGGCCUUCAAGGCCGGCAACGGCUUCACCGGCGCCCAGGGCGCCCUCAACGUCCUCGAGACCACCAUGUACCUCGUCUAUUUGUGGCUGUACUUCGCCCGCGGCACCACCGCCGCCGGCGUCAAGACCGGUCGCGGCAACGCAAAGGUCCUCAGUGGGAGACCUGCUGCCAUCGCCGUGUUGACUGCAUUCAGCGCGGCGGUCAUGACCCUGAGCAAGACGGCGCUUUACUGGCUACAAGAGUACUUCUCCAACUACGACAACAUCGGCCACAACAACCUCCAGGACCUAAUCCUCUUAUGGAUCAUCCCCAAUGGCCUAUGGCUCAUUUUCCCCAGCUAUCUUAUCUACGUCAUGGGAAGCGAGAUCGUAGAGGGCUUGACGGCCGCGUCGACGGGGAGGGCGGCCAAGUCCGAGUAGGUAGGUAGGUGAGUUUUCAGGGGGCUUGCCUAUUUAUCAGAUAUAUAUUUAUAUAGAUUGAUAUAUACCUAGCCAGGGUUUUGCAUAAAAACUAUCGAUGAGUGGUGUAAUGGAUUUAAAAGCGAAGCGAAGCGGAGGCGCAAGCUGGGGGGAACACGAAUCUUUGUAUGUAGCUGUGGAGAGCACAUGUCUAUACCAAUUUUCUAGUUAUUGAUAGAUUAUGAGGCUUAAGUGCCGACAAUUAUAUGCCUACCUACCCACCUACUCACCUGUAUAUCAGGUAGGUAUGCCGAAAACUCGAAGGCGGAC
Molecule: messenger RNA, 1417 nt
Organism: Hypoxylon fragiforme
Lineage: Eukaryota; Fungi; Ascomycota; Sordariomycetes; Xylariales; Hypoxylaceae
Exons: 4
Coding region: 395-1108 (237 amino acids)
Source: RefSeq, a predicted model, not a curated record